AUGGAUCCCUUUUCAGCAGAUGGUGAACUCCUCAACAUCCACACCUCCUUCCUCCGCGGCGCCUACUCCUCCGUCAUCUCCUUCGACCUCACCCCCCUCUCCGCCUCCUCAAAAUCCGCCGCAAAAAUCCUCCAAUACCGCGCCCGAUUAGCCAGCGGCGAAGCCUCUUCCGUCCUCUCUGAACUCAAAAGCUCCACCGAUGAUGAAGCAUCUGCCGUCAAAGCCCUCGCUCUCUAUACGUCAGAGAAGCAAGAAGAGGCACUAGCAGCAGCGGAGGAACUCGCAGAGAAUGAAGACGCAGCAGGAAAUGCCACAGUCCAACUACUCGGUGGCAUUGUGUUAUAUGGGAGUGGAAAGGUAGAGGAAGCGUUGGCGUUGGCGGAGAAGCAUGAGGGAAGCUUGGAGGUAGUCGCACUCAUAGUCCAGAUCCACCUCCAACAGAACCGUGUCGAUCUCGCCAUCAAAGAAGUACAAGCAGCAAGGAAAUGGGCGCAGGACAGUCUACUAGUGAACAUUGCAGAAAGCUGGGUGGGCUUGAGAGUCGGCGGCGACCGCUACCAAUCCGCCUUCUACGUCUUCGAAGAGAUGGCUCAAGCGCCCGACGCCUCUGGCUCCAAAUCCCUCGUCUCACAAGCCGUAUGCGAAAUGCACCUCGGUCGGCUGGACGAAGCGAAAGCCGCUUUGGACGACGCACUACAGCGAGACGAGAAUGACGCUGAUGCUAUCGCUAAUUCGAUUGUUUGGGAGAUUUUGAGCGGGAAUAGCGGGAAGGGGGAAGAUGGGCGGUUGAAAGAGAGGCUGGGAGAGCUGGGGGUGUUGGGUGAGGGGGGUGGGAGACAUCCGAUGUUGGUGGAUUUGGAGGAGAAGGAGAGUUUGUUUGAUAUGGCGGCGGGGAAGUAUCAGGCCAAGGUCGCGAGUUGA
This is a messenger RNA of Bacidia gigantensis, 921 nucleotides long. RefSeq lists its product as uncharacterized. The coding region runs from base 1 to 921 and encodes 306 amino acids. The record is from RefSeq and is a predicted model, not a curated record. The transcript is spliced from 4 exons. NCBI's taxonomy places the organism in Eukaryota, Fungi, Ascomycota, Lecanoromycetes, Lecanorales, Ramalinaceae. Gene Ontology annotation, cellular component: COPI vesicle coat. Gene Ontology annotation, biological process: retrograde vesicle-mediated transport, Golgi to endoplasmic reticulum; intra-Golgi vesicle-mediated transport; endoplasmic reticulum to Golgi vesicle-mediated transport. Gene Ontology annotation, molecular function: structural molecule activity; protein binding.